This is a messenger RNA of Coniosporium apollinis CBS 100218, 2037 nucleotides long. RefSeq lists its product as uncharacterized. Lineage: Eukaryota; Fungi; Ascomycota; Dothideomycetes. Gene Ontology annotation, cellular component: cytoplasm; mRNA cleavage factor complex. Gene Ontology annotation, biological process: termination of RNA polymerase II transcription. The record is from RefSeq and is a predicted model, not a curated record. Bases 1 to 2037 code for a protein of 678 amino acids. Gene Ontology annotation, molecular function: mRNA binding; RNA polymerase II complex binding. The transcript is spliced from 5 exons.
AUGUCUCUGCCUUCUGCCGAAGUUGCCGCCGAUUUCAGGGAUGCUCUGCAAGAUCUGAAGAUGAACAGUCGGCCUGAAAUCAGCAAUCUAACUAUAAUUGCGAAAGAAAACACAGAACAUGCACAGGCGAUAUCAAGGGAGUUGGAGAAUCACAUACGAGCGACACGUCCGGAGUGGAAGCUACCCGCUCUCUACGUACUCGACUCCAUUGUGAAGAACGUAGGAACGCCUUACACGGUAUAUCUAAGUCGAAACCUGUACAAAACCUUCAUGGAUGCCUACACGCUAGUGGAUUCUCAAACACGAAAGGCAAUGGAAGGCCUUCUCAGGACGUGGAAGCAGCCUGUUCCUGAAUCAAUGGAUACUAGACCAGUCUUCCCACUUGAAGUGACCAGGGAUAUCGAGAGCACUCUGAUAAAGUUCAGGACAGUAGCAUUUCAGACUCAGCAACAACAGGCACGGUCACAGAGGCCUGUUCAGAGCCCGCUGCACGGCAGACCAGCCCUUGCUGCAUCCACGAUUCCCUGGCGGCAUACCCCGACACCCCCGAAUGCUCAGUACGCUCCCCCUUCAACCCCUCAAAGCGCAACAAGUCAAUCGGGUCAUACUACCUUCACACCACCCGUAACUUAUCCGACUCCUCAGCCCGCAGAUAGACUUGGCCAGGAUCUCGAGAGGCUCAUAUCUCAGGCGAAACUAGAUUUCGCAGCCAAUUAUUUUGACACGUCGACACAGCAAAAGCUGAAGGCCUUGCUUGAUCUUCAAACAAUUCUGAAAAGCCAACAGUUACCACCACAGCAGCUUCAAGCUAUACAAGCGGAAGUGGACCGUUUGUCAAGCUCGCUUCCCUCAUCACAGCCCAUGCCAGCAUCAGUAGCUCCUCAACCAGCUCCACAGCUACUAGCUCAAGCGCCUACUCCUUCGCCGAAUCUAGCACAGCUGUUCUCACAGGCUCUCCCCGCGCAAUCUACACCAACCCCAUUAAACCAGCGCCCAACAGCAACUGCGGUACCUGCCCUCCAAAUACCUCCCCGAAUCAGCUCCCCAAGCGCUGCUCCUACUUUUCCGCCAAACCUGGCACAGUUGUUGAAGCAGUCGGUAGCACCGACUGCAACCCCACCACCAUCAACUCCAACUGUGGCUCCGGCUCCAGCUCCAGCUCCGGCUGCGCCUCCAGCCGUACCAUUGAACUUGUCGCAGCUGUUGGCACAAUUCACUACUCCGAAGCCAGCACCCCCUCCGGCACCUCUGCCUGUGGCUCCGCCUCCUCGCGCAGCGUCGAACGGCACCGCCUGGCUGCUUGAAGCCCUUCGCUCGCAGAACCUUGUACCAGGGCAGGCAGCUCCGUCCACUUCGGUCGUUGCAGCAACAACGCCCAUUCCGGCACAAUUACAGGCGAGGCCGCCUCAGCACAGAGCUCAUAAUGUUCAAAACGAUGUGGAGAUGACCACUGCAUCAAUCAGAAGAUCGAGACCACACUUAAAAUUUCUGCUGUAUGAAGCGAAUCCAAGUCAGUGUCAGGAAUGUGGUCGGCGAUUCCCGGCUACCGAGGAGGGCAGAAAGUUGAAGGCCCGCCACCAUGACUGGCACUUUCAGGUCAACAUGCGCCUGGCGGAGGCCGCAAACCGGCCACUCCAGCGUGAGUGGUACUGCGGCGAAGAGACAUGGAUCAAGAUGCGAGAUCGAGCACCCGACAUUGACGCCUUCGAAAACAAGCCAUCCACAACAGCUGCUCAGGAAGUUGAUGGAGGGAAGGACAAGAUGCCUCCAGUCCCCUAUGUUCUGACAUCGACUGAGGCUCUUGGCGCCAGCGUGCAGUGUCCGGUGUGUCACGACACCUUCAAAGCAGUCUGGCAUCCGGAGGCGGAGGAUUGGGUAUGGAUGGACGCAGUCAAACGGGGCGAUAAGAUUUAUCACGCGAGCUGUCUCGCUGAGAUGAGCCGGGACGGUGGUAGCAUUGGCACUCCGCAACCUGCGUCGGCCACGUUAGUUUUAGGGAAGCGGAAGGCUGAAGUUCAUGACCUGAAAGCGCCGUGA